AUGAAUAAAGAUCCUGGAGUUCCAGCCACUCCGCGAUCCCCAAAAAUUCAACGCACUUCUUCAACUCAACGAAAACCCAGAGUUACUAGCGCAGCUAAACUCGAUCUUACACAAACCAAACCACAAAUCACGCGAAGUAAUACCCUUCCACCCCCUCCUGGGAAACUUUUUGUAAAAAAUACACGAAAUAAUACAGUAAAUGUGUUGCCGGAUAAUAAGGAGAAAUCAAGGUCUGACGAUGGCUUCCACUCUGAUUCCGAUAAAGAUAGUAAUAAUUCAAACAUAAGUGUACAUAGUAGUAUAAGUCAUCUUAAUAGAAAAUCCAACCUUUUAAAAUUGGAACCUAUUGUGCGAGUGCGCUCUUCUUCAUCUCUUAAUAAUUUAUCGGAAACUGCUAAAAUUGAUAGUUUUAAACUCGCAAAUUUGACCACAAAUCGGCAAUCCCAAUCAGGGCAACAAGCAGGCGAAGCAAGGAAAGAGAGAAAGAUACAAGAUUUGGAAAUCUCCAUACAAUCAUUAAUAAAAUUAAAUACUGAAUUGGAUGCCACCAAUAAACAACAAGCCGCUGAAAUUCAAAGAUUAAAACAGAGACUUGAAAUGCAUGAGAAUUAUAUUUCGGGGCUCAAUGCGACAGACGAUGAGAAUGAAGACGAUAAUGAAGUUUCAACCCCAUUGUCUGAUGUUGAGUUUCUAGAACGAGAAAGAGAAAAUGAUAUCAGAUUUCGGCGGAUACUAAUAGUAAUAGAUGAAAUGAUAAGAACAGGAAAAGCAGCAAUUGAAAGCAUACCAAAAUUAAAUGGCAGUCGAGUACUAUCUAGUCCUCAGAUAGGAUUAAAUCGAGCGCAACGAGCUUCUUCAUCAUCACGAGGAAAAUCAACUGAUACAAUAAAUAUGGAUACGAUUAAUGCAGAAGAAUUAUUUACUAAAGUUGAAUUAGUCCCGGAUGACAAACUUAUUAAACUGAAAAAAUCUGAAGCACAAUCAGAACAAAAAGGGAAUAAUAAUCAUCAUCUAAAAAGAGACAAUAUAAUUUUGAACGCUGAUGGAUUACAGAGCUCACCGGACGAUACUCGAACUUAUCUAAAGGAAACAGAAGAUACAUAUUCAUCAAAAAACGAACUAAAAUCAAAUUUAUCUCUCAAGAAUCCUGAAACCAAAAUAAAAAUAAGCGAAAGCAUUGAUGAAGCAUUGGAAAUUAAUAAGGAUCGAGUUCGAGCUGUAAUUGAUGAACUUUUGAUACUUGCUAAGCAAGAUCAUUUCUAUAACAAAACUCCGGCGACAUCGCCUGUAAAGGAAAGGCCGGGUCUUGGAAUAUUACUUCAAAGAGGACAAUCAACGCAUAUAUCUUCUGGUGUUAAUAAUAAUGAGAUUGAUGAUACAAAACAAAGUUCGUCUGCCAUUUCCCUUUUACAUGAACUUCAGAAUUUAUUAGGACUGAACUCGGUUGUUGAAUCUUCCAAACGCGUGAAAUACAAUCGGAACAGCUUUCCUGUGAUGUCAUCGAGUCUAAACUUACAUGUUGAUCCGCCAGAUGAUAUAGAAGAACUUCAUGAUUCAAGUCAAAAAACUACUACUCGAAAUCGUCGACGAUCAUCUAAAGAACGAAUUAUACGCCGCCGAUCUUCACCAAGUUUUAGUACUCCUUCAUCAUCAAAUACCGUAAGCGAGAGUCACACCAAUAAUUACAUCAAUUUAAACCAAAUACCAGGAUUAGCCAGACAUACUUCUUGGGUUUCUUCCUUAGGAUUUUUAACUCCCUGGAAAGCCGCUACUACGGCUGCUGAAUAA
Molecule: messenger RNA, 1788 nt
Organism: Ambispora gerdemannii
Lineage: Eukaryota; Fungi; Glomeromycota; Glomeromycetes; Archaeosporales; Ambisporaceae
Source: the annotation of a GenBank genome assembly